UACUACCGCAAACCAUUUUUUGAAAGCAGUCCUACCAAAUCAAUAUUACGUAUCUUAGGCUGAUACCUUGCGUACUUUGUAUAGCUAGGCAUCUACAUGUUUUAAUUUAUCCUCAAGACGAUUCUCUAAUAUACAACCUGUUUAAAUGAGUAAAACUGAUACUUUAAAACCAUAAAUAUCCCCAGUGGAGAUAUAAUAGUCCGCAUGUAGAGGAAGCCAGUCUUCAUUAAACAGCCUGGCGCAGGGGGGCUGCCUAGGGGUAAACGCUUGCGCGCAAAAUGCCUAGUAAGCAGAAUUGUUGGGAAAUCCACUCAUUUUCUGGCGUCCACGCUCGUAACGCGCGCCGGCGCCGGGGUAAUCGCGCUUUUCUCUGAAUAAGCUCAAACAAGAUAAGUUUCAAAGCCCAAACGGCCGCUCAAAUUUCCCUCGGGGGGUAAUUAUGCAGCGAGCGCGGAGGUGACGUCCUAUUACUUCGGUCCCAAACACGAACAAAUGCCACUAGAGUGACAGUCGGGCUAGAGUGGGGAGUGCAACGGACGUCCAAACCGGCGACCCGGAGUGAUGAAGAGGUCUUUGGGAUGCGGGGGAAAGGAAGGGAUGCUCUGCAGCGGUUGUUCAGUCAGUGAAUCGUAAAAGAGGACGGAACAAUGAGCCUGUAUGGUUAAGACUGGAUAUAUCUGAAGAACAACGCAUCACACUACUGCUGUAAGCUGAACGUUGCGGGAUUUUGCUCACUGCUUCAAAAGGAAUUCAUUGCAGUUGUUCAACGUGGAUCCACUGCACCAUUCAGGUAUUUAAGGCAUGGGAUAUGGACCACAUUGCAGCGCUAAAAUGAGAAGUCUGUGGGUCGGUGUUUUGUUCAUGACUUUCACCUGCCAUCUGAGCCUUUCCCAGACUACUACAGGGAUUCCUAAAGAGACUGAGCUCAAUGAUAACAUCACAGUAUUCACACGAAUCCUGGAUGGAUUGCUGGAUGGCUACGAUAACAGACUGCGACCUGGGCUUGGAGAGAAAGUGACAGAAAUUAAGACCAACAUCUUUGUGACCAGUUUUGGACCAGUGUCAGAUACUGAGAUGGAAUACACCAUUGAUGUGUUUUUCCGUCAAAGCUGGAAGGAUGAGCGUUUGUGUUUUAAAGGGCCAAUGGAGAUGCUACCUCUGAAUAACCUGCUGGCCAGCAACAUCUGGACACCGGACACCUUUUUCCUUAACGGCAAAAAAUCCAUUGCUCACAACAUGACAACGCCCAACAAGCUUCUGAGACUGAAGGAUGAUGGGACAUUGCUGUACACCAUGAGAUUGACUAUAUCAGCAGAGUGUCCCAUGCAGUUGGAGGAUUUCCCUAUGGAUGCUCACGCCUGCCCACUCAAAUUUGGCAGCUAUGCAUACCCUCUCUCAGAAGUGGUGUAUAAGUGGACUAAAGGCCCUGGCAAAUCUGUGGUGGUGGCAGAGGAAGGGUCACGUCUUAACCAAUACCAUCUUAUCGGUCACACUGCUAGUACGGAAGAUAUCAGCACGAGUAGAGGUCAAUACACAGUCAUGAUGGCCCAUUUCUACCUGAAGAGGAAGAUCGGCUACUUUGUGAUUCAGACCUACAUGCCCUGCUUCAUGACUGUCAUUCUGUCCCAAGUCUCAUUCUGGCUCAACCGUGAAUCUGUCCCUGCCCGGACUGUCUUUGGUGUGACGACAGUGUUGACCAUGACCACCCUUAGCAUCAGCGCCCGUAACUCUCUCCCCAAAGUAGCAUAUGCCACCGCGAUGGAUUGGUUCAUCGCUGUUUGCUAUGCCUUUGUGUUCUCUGCACUUAUUGAGUUUGCCACAGUCAACUACUUCACCAAACGCAGCUGGGCAUGGGAUGGAAAGAAGGCCUUGGAAGCUCAGCAGCCUAAAAAAAAAGACCCUCUUGCGCUUUCCAAAAAGCCUAACAAUGCCUGUUCGUCUGGAGUUAACUUCACCCCCAACAUCACAAAGGAUGCAGCUAUCUCAACCAUCUCCAACAGCACCACUGUCCAGCUGAAGAGUGCAGAGACCAAGCCUGCAAUGGACCCCAAAAAGACCUACAACAGCGUCAGCAAAAUUGACAAGAUGUCCCGGAUAGUGUUCCCGGUCCUCUUUGGGACUUUCAACUUGGUCUACUGGGCCACAUACCUCAACAGGGAACCGGUGAUUAAAGGAGCCGUUUAGCCCACGCAAAAACCUCGACGCCACCGCGACACGACAUUCCCUGCACAACCUCUUUUUCUUCUCCACUUCGAUAUUCAACGACAAGCUGACCCUGCAAAAAACGAUGCCGAGCACUUAUUUACUGCACCUCUCACUUCGCUAAUCUAUACGAGGAGUGCUCCUGUUGAAUUUUUCCUCCUGAUAUCAUAAAUUGCAUGAUAGAUUCAAAGCUCUGUGGGAAUAUAAUUGCCAUAUCUGCCUUGACUUCCUACUUUAUAUUUCCCUGGUUUCCACUGGUUAUUGCAUUCAUCUUACAAUGAAUUGAGUGCCACACAAGCUACCAUCUCAGUCAUGAAAAGUUUCCAAGGGACGUGAACAAAAAUUAAUGCAUUUGGCAUCAACAUUUAUCACAGUAUAAAUUAUGAAAAGAAGUACAGCAAGGCCAAAUGCUAUGCAAAAACCAUUUUCUACUAUGUUGCAAUGGGUAAUUGCUUAUACUGAAACCCUUGCUUUGUAUUAAUGGACUUGAGGCUUGUCUUCUUUGUUUAAUAGCUUUAGCAUCAAUGGUGUAAGGCAGACAGAUGCUAAGUUUUUAGCCAUGCUAAAAAAUGUUGCCUUCAGAGGGAUUUCGUCAUACGAGUGCUCGGGAAUUACCGAUUUCUCUUUCGAUUGUCAUUUUUUUCUAAGCUUUUUUCAAGUAGCUAAAUAGAAUUGUGCACCUUAGGCAGCUUUUCACUCUUUAGACCAAGAUAUCCUGCAAGGUGAACAAGGUCGGGUUGCAGCUAAGACUUUCGAAUCAUUUGUACAUAGCUUGUGUAUGCUUUGCUUUUAACGUAGACGCGGCUUAACGUUAGUGAGGAAGAGCUGUAAGUGGUUCUGAUAGGCUACUCUAAUGUGCAGCCAGAGUGACAUGAAUGAUGGUGAAAAUGCAGAUUGUAUUGUAGGCUUUGACAGAAUGUGGCAUUUCUUUACAGUUUAUGGUUUUUAACUUGCUGUUUAUGUGACAGCCGUUUUCGUUUCUCAGUGUUGUAAAUUGGUCAGUGGGUUUUGAGGUUGGAACGAGUCAGCAAAAGCCUUAAAUGUUGACACCUAGUGAUAUUUUCUUUGCGCUACCAUGUAGACUAAUGUGAAAUGAUGAGAUAAAAAGGUCUGAAAACAAAAUGAAAGAAACAUUUAAUAAUUCAUACAUUUUUCAGAUUCUCAAAGAGAGAGAAUUAAGGUCAGGUACAGAGUAGAAAGGUGGAACCUGCUGUUGAAACCGAAAUGUUACACCAUAUUGCCAUCUCUGGCCUUCAACCGAAACGCAUGGCUGCUUAUUUGGGGAAUGAAAUGGAGACACGAACAAUGACCUUGUUAGUGCGAAAGUGCGACUCGGAAAGAUUCGGUUUUUAUCCUGUAAUCAUUCUAUUCUAAACUUGUUACAUGAAAGUGAGACAGCACAAAGAACUAAGUGACCCCACGGAUGAUGUGUAGCUCAUUAAGAGGCCAACUAUGAGAGCCAUUACGCUCCUCUGUACGCCACUCAGGCCUAUAGGAGAAUGAAUCAUUAAAAGAGUUCAAGUGAGUCAGUAAUGUGCCCUUUUACAACAAUGGAUGUUUCCAGAAAUGUACAGCUGUUCCUCAAAGCAUACAUGUCUGAAGCAAUAAAUUCUGCCUGAUAUGUUUCUUGA
Molecule: messenger RNA, 3833 nt
Organism: Labeo rohita (rohu)
Lineage: Eukaryota; Metazoa; Chordata; Actinopteri; Cypriniformes; Cyprinidae
Gene: gabra5
Product: gamma-aminobutyric acid type A receptor subunit alpha5
Exons: 11
Coding region: 802-2184 (460 amino acids)
Biological process (GO): monoatomic ion transmembrane transport; signal transduction; gamma-aminobutyric acid signaling pathway
Cellular component (GO): neuron projection; GABA-A receptor complex; postsynapse
Molecular function (GO): benzodiazepine receptor activity; transmitter-gated monoatomic ion channel activity involved in regulation of postsynaptic membrane potential; GABA-A receptor activity
Source: RefSeq, a predicted model, not a curated record